Antechinus flavipes (yellow-footed antechinus) is the source of this 5602-nucleotide messenger RNA. RefSeq names its product DnaJ heat shock protein family (Hsp40) member C6 (gene DNAJC6). Bases 504 to 3272 code for a protein of 922 amino acids. The record is from RefSeq and is a predicted model, not a curated record. NCBI's taxonomy places the organism in Eukaryota, Metazoa, Chordata, Mammalia, Dasyuromorphia, Dasyuridae. Gene Ontology annotation, biological process: synaptic vesicle uncoating; clathrin-dependent endocytosis. Gene Ontology annotation, molecular function: clathrin binding. Gene Ontology annotation, cellular component: intracellular membrane-bounded organelle; cytoplasm; vesicle. The transcript is spliced from 20 exons.
AGAGUACAGCGGUGAAGGACAAAUCCCUGGCAGCUCCAGAUCCGACUCCAGGCCACGUUUUGUGCUCCGUGUUUAUAUCUGCCUGGAUCCCCAUCCCUUCUGGGGUCCUGCAUAAUCACGAUUAAGUAGGACCCAGCCAUAUCCAGUUGCAUGCAAUUAUCACCGCUCCGUCGCUCCCUCGGGGUGCCCCAGCUUGAGGGAGGCUAGCCUCCUUGCCUCGUGACCUUUGACAGCCGGGGAAUAACAAAUCAAAAGUCGGUGUGGGACCAGUCGGCAGCUGGGUUUCCUGCUCAUCCGCAUCUCCCGGAGGAGGAGGAAGGAGAGGAUGAGCGAAUCUGAAAGGAAAGCUGGUGGACAGCAGCGGUGACUCGGGCGCUGGCAGCGGCGGGAGCGGCGGCGAGAGCAGCGGCGGCGUCAGGCUCGGAGUGACCCCGGGAGCGGCGGCGGCAGCAGCGGCAGCAGCUAAAAGUCCCGCGCGGCGCCCACCGACCGGAGUCAGCACCAUGGACAGCUCAGGUGCCUCAUCUCCAGACAUGGAAUCCAAUUAUGGUGGAGGUCUGCUUGACAUGGUCAAAGGAGGUGCGGGACGACUCUUUAGCAACCUAAAGGACAACCUCAAAGACACCAUCAAGGACACGUCUUCCAAAGUCAUGCAGUCCGUUGCCAGUUAUACUAAGGGAGAACUAGACAUUUCCUACAUUACCUCCAGAAUCAUCGUGAUGUCCUUCCCCGCAGAAGGAGUUGAGCUAGGAUUCAGGAAUCAGAUCGAAGAUGUCCGAACCUUCUUGGAUUCCAGGCAUCCUGACCAUUACACAGUGUUCAAUCUGUCACCCAAAUCCUAUCGCAGUGCCAAGUUUCACAACAGGGUCUCCGAGUGCAGCUGGCCCAUGCGACAAGCCCCGAGCCUGCACAAUCUCUAUGCUGUGUGCAAGAACAUGCACAACUGGCUUCAGCAGAACCCCAAGAACGUUUGCGUCAUCCACUGCAUGGAUGGACGUGCCGCGUCGGCAGUUCUGGUUAGUGCAAUGUUUUGUUUCUGUCACCUCUUCUCUAAUCCAGUCCCUGCUAUUCAGUUGCUAAAUGCAAAGCGACCUGGAAUCGGACUUUGGCCGUCCCAUAGGAGAUACAUAGGAUAUAUUUGUGAUCUCAUAGCUGACAAACCCGUCAUUCCCCACUGCAAACCUCUCACAGUUAAGUCAGUCACUCUCAGUCCUGUCCCUUGUUUCAACAAACAGAGGAAUGGAUGCCGUCCAUUUUGUGACGUACUCAUUGGAGAAACCAAAAUAUUCACAACUUCCUUGGAUUAUGAAAGAAUGAAAGAAUUUCGGGUCCAGGAAGGGAAGGUUGUCAUUCCACUGGGGGUCACGGCUCACGGUGACGUGGUGGUGUCGGUUUACCACAUGAGAUCGACCAUCGGGGGACGGUUGCAGGCUAAAAUGACCAAUACUCAGAUAUUCCAGAUUCAGUUCCACACGGGAUUUGUACCCCUGGGCACAACAGUGUUGAAAUUCACCAAGCCUGAGCUGGACGCGUGUGACUCUCCAGAAAAAUACCCCCAGCUGUUCCAUGUGAUCUUGGAGAUCGAAAUUGAACCUAAUGACAGACAGACAGAUUUAACUCCCCCCUGGGAAAAUUUCUCCACAAAAGACAUUAGUCCCAGCAUCCUCUUCUCCUCUCACCAGGAGCAGCAGGACACUCUGGCCUCAGCAGGUAGAGCCUCGGCGGAUGUUUCUCAAGACAACCCAAAGCAUGCUGGUCAAGGGGCUUUCUUUUCAUCUCUCAACUGGCAAGAUCAGAAAUCUGACAAGGCCAGCAGCCACCCCACCUCCGAAGACCGGGCGGCCCUCGUUCACGAGGAGAGCGAACAAUCAGACGAUGAGCUCCUCUCUCUCUCAAGCCAGCACAGUAACGCCAGUGGGGACAAACCUCCUGCUGCAUCGAAACAUAAGAAGCCGCAGGAGGCGCCUCCCCCUCCGCCCCCUGAAGAUGUGGACCUUCUGGGGCUCGAGGGAAGUCCCAGCAAGACUUUCUCUUCACAGCCUAUGGCUCCCCCCACCAAUUCAGACUUGUUGAGUGACCUGUUUGGGGGCGGAGGCACAACAGCGCCCACUCAGGCUGGACCUCCAGGGGUGGAGGAUGUGUUCCAUCCGAGCGGCCCGGGAUCAGCCCACUCAACGCCCCGACGAUCCGCCGCUUCUGGCUCGCCGUCCCCCUCCUCGAGAGUGGGAGAAGCUGCAACCUUUGACCCAUUUGGAGCUCCUUCCAAACCAUCUGGUCCAGAUUUACUGGGUUCUUUUCUGAGCACAUCAAAUGCCGCUAGUGAUCCCUUUCUUCAGGCCAGAAGUCCUUCACCCACAGUUCAUAGCGACCCCUUUAAUUUAGCUUCCAGCACUCCCACUGUCUCCAUCCAGCCAGAUGUUUCAGGAGGUUGGGACUGGCCCAGUAAACCAGGUGGAUUUGGAAUGGGAAGCAAGUCUGCGGCCACCAGUCCCACGGGCUCGAUGCACAACACCCCAACGCAUCAGAACAAACCACAGUCUCUGGACCCGUUUGCUGACCUUGGCACACUUGGGGCAAAUUUAGCAGGUAGUUCUUCAUUUGCCAGCAAGCCCACCACGCCAACUGGGUUAGGUGGAGGAUUCCCCCCUCUUAGCUCACCACAGAAGCCAUCUCCCCAGCCAAUGGGUGGGGGAUGGCAGCAGGGGUCUGGCUACUCAUGGCAACAAACUCAAUCCAAGUCACAGCCCAGCAUGCCCCAUGCCUCUCCCCAGAACAGACCGAACUACAAUGUAAGCUUCUCAUCAAUGCCAAGUGGUCAGAACGACCGUGGAAAAGGACCUUCUAAUUUGGAGGGGAAAUCAAAAGCAGCUGAUUUUGAAGACCUUCUGUCCAGUCAAGGUUUCAAUGCUCACAAAGAUAAAAAGGGUCCCAGAACAAUCGCUGAAAUGAGAAAGGAAGAAAUGGCAAAAGAAAUGGACCCUGAGAAACUGAAGAUCCUGGAAUGGAUAGAAGGAAAGGAGAGGAACAUUAGGGCAUUGCUAUCCACCAUGCACACGGUGCUGUGGGCAGGGGAGACCAAAUGGAAGCCCGUGGGUAUGGCUGACCUGGUCACUCCUGAGCAGGUGAAGAAGGUCUACAGGCGGGCCGUGCUCGUGGUACAUCCAGACAAAGCUACUGGGCAGCCGUAUGAACAAUACGCCAAGAUGAUCUUCAUGGAGCUGAAUGAUGCCUGGUCAGAAUUUGAAAAUCAAGGCCAAAAGCCUUUGUAUUAAGCUGCUCUUUCCUCAGUCUCCACUACAGACCCAGGCUAAUGCUUCUUUCUCUUGUCCCGAUGGAGAUUUUCACAGAUGAACCCAAAUGAGAUAUCCCCCAACAGCAAACAGUUAAAUCCUCUGCCCGUCCCUUCCCUGAUGAAUAAAGAAAAAGGAGGCUAGGAUUCUAGAUGGUAUCACCGUAAACCUUCUCGAAUGUUAUUGGCGUGUGAGUGACAUUGGAGAUCCAAUGACCAUACUCUAUCGCCCUAUGAAAACUGAAGUCCUCUAUAUUGAACAGAGAGUUUUGAUGUAGGGGGAGGUGGUGGGGAAAGGAGAUGAUAUCUACCCAACCAGGUAUGACCUUCAUCUCUAUGCUCGAUAAUUAGGGAUAGAAUUUUUACACGUUAGGGAUAAGGAGCAAAUAUUGGGUAAGAUGGAAUAUUGGAUUUUGUCAGAGUUUGGUUUUUAGAUCGCCUCACAAAUUGUCUUCCAUAUCACUGGGUCAGACAGACUUAGAACAAAACAGUUUGGAUAUCUACUUCUGCCUAGAGCAUCAUUCUUUAUAGUUAUAAUGGCCCAUAAGCCUUUUGUGGCCUACUUGAAAUUUAAUGGAAAACUUGGGGAAAAGAUUUAGCUCCCUUCUAAUAGCACCCGACUGUCACUUGAUUUGACUGGGCAAAUUAAAGUAAAAGAACAACACCUCAAAGGUUCCUGUACCUAUAAAGAGGCUUAGAGUCUUCAGCUUCAUUUCUUUUGUUUAAGCUGUGGUUAAUAAUCGUUUGAGAAGCCUACAGUUGACUAAUUUAAUGCCAGAUUAAGAGGAACUUUCUCAUUUAAACUGGGGUGGUAAUGGUGGUGGGCUGGUCUACUGCCAGUUUUUUAUUCUAAUCAUUUUUCCCCCAGACACAUAUGUUGUCCUUGGCUAGAAAUAGCUUCUGAAGGAAUUGGCCUUGUCUCCUAAUUAUCAGAAUUUGCAUUCAGAAGAAACUCUGCCUCUGAUAGGUCCUUAAGGGUCUGGGAAAUAAAGGAUGUGAAGGGUCAGUACUUACCAAGCAUUACUUAGAAAAUUUUAGUUUACUUCCAGACCAAGUCAAAUGACUUGUCAGUGUUUCCUUGCUUCUUAUUCACCUGGGGAGAAUCUAGACCCUUCCCCUCCAUAGCUCCUUCCAGAGGAUUAAUUGGUACGAAAAGAAUAGGAUGCUCCAAAACAGGAACGUUCAUGUGCUUUUGCACAGGAAAGCAACCCACAGAAGCUGCCUCGCCCUCCCUCCAGCUGGAGUUCAGCACAGCAUUAAGAACAGUUGGUUUUCUCAGAAAAAAACAGAACAAACAAACAAACAAAAAAGUCCUGGGUCAACCCAGUCUCACCUCCUCUUUCUUUACUUCAUUGAUAAAGUAAGUCCAGCAGACAGACAAGAAGAUUUUUGGGAUCGGUUUGUAGGGAAAAUUCCAUCUCAAAGAUCAUGAAAAUAUUUCUCAAGUUGGUGUUUUUAAAGACAAUCAUUUCUUUGCCCAUUUUUAAUUUCCUUCCAGCACUCAAAAUACUGAAAAAGCAGCAUGUCGAAAUACAUCCUGUUUGAUAGAACAUCGCUCUUCCUCUUCUUCCUCUUCAUCAGUGGGUUCCCUCCCCUUCCUCCUUCUGGUGUAUAGGGUCCAUAUUUAUUUACUGCCAUUGACUGAUGAUGUGAAACCUGCACAUGAUGUUAUUCCCACCUUCCCUUCUAUACAAACAUAAAGCAUCCGGGGUAACCAUAACCAACUGGAUGUUAUUUAUUAACCCAUUCAGAAAUAAUGUUUUGGUCUAAUCUGUGCUUGUCCUCUUUGAAACUGAAAUGUGAGCCACGGUCCUGUGAAUUGUUUUGUUCUCAUCCCCAUCUUGUAGAUAUCGUGUGACCGACGCCUAUAUAAUAUUACUACUAAUAAAAGAAAAAGGAUCUCCUGUGGAUGUAAUGUACAUUUUGAAAUGAUAGAAGUCUAUUAGCUUUGUAUCAUGUAUGGGAUAACCCACCAGUGUCCAUAGCUCCAUUACCUUUAUGUACUCAGCAAAGAGAGAGAGGCUCUUUCCCGACCUGAAACGUUUGGGUUCCCCGCCGCCAUGUUUGCUUCCUGGAUGCAUUAAGAUUUUGGACCCCCGGCUGAUCUCGAAACUCUUAACUUACAUGGAACAAGAGGUUUUUGCAUUCCUUUUAAACAUUUGGUAGCGACAGCUUGCUGAUGUUCAGGUCAACUGUUCACUAAGGAAAAAAAUAUUGUAAUAUAUAUUUUUUUGUAAAUAUACUCUACACAAUGAAAUGUGUGAUUGGUCUCAGACGUUUGUAAUAUAUAUCUAUUAAAAAGCUCAAACAGUA